CCGACAGGACGUUCUGUGACGUUGAGUAUUUUCUAUCGCAGCCAUGAUAUCAGCGAUUUUUUAAGUUGUGUCCGUACCAUCCAAUGUAACUUUUAUUCGGGGCAGAUGCAUGGCUCACGACGACGCAGGCAGGUCACCGUGCCCGUCUAAGUCGGCAGUCCGAGGCAAGUACUGCCACCAGCAUGGAUCCACUCACCAAUGGAAAACAGACACUCUGGCAUUUCAACUACACCCUAUAAAUCACUACAGGGAGGACGAACGUAUGAUUGAAUAUCCCUGAAUAUGCUUGAAGCCCGCAUUGUGACCCCCCUCUAGGCGGUGUCCUACUGGAUGUUGCGGCCGGAUAAUUUAGUAUUUUAGAAUUUUCAAACUCCACCAGUCCUCCUUACCUUUUGCUCGUCGUUGUCGUUCUUGUUGAAUAUGUCUUCGUAUAAAUCAGCCGCGUUCAGAAACAAACAACCCUCUGAUCCAUCGGAACCAAAAUUACAUCCUCAAGUUCAAACACUCCAAGAACUAUUCCCCUCCUGGUCAAACGAAGACCUCCGGUCUCUCCUCAAUGAAGUCGGUGGUGACCUUGAACUUGCGGCGACUCGAAUUUCCGAAGGGCACGCGGAACAAUGGGGCUCAGUUACGCGCAAAAAGGAUAAAAAGACUCCUGUAGCUCAGCACGCACCGUCAAAGGACCCGAACAUCUCACGUAGCGACUCGCGUGGUGGUCGAGGUGGGCGUGGUGGUCGCGGUGGUCCUGGUAGGGGUGGUCGCGGUCGUGGUGGCGCAAGGGGUGCACCUGGAGUCAAUGGUCAUGCUUCCUCUCGUGUUAAAGCUUCUGGUCCCGCACCCGACGACAAGCCAGCACAGGUUGAGGAUCUCACUGAACAUGUUGCUGACAAGCCAGAGUCGAAUGAAGAGCCUACAACUGCUGAACCAGCUCCUGCUCAAUCGCAGCCUACAACUUCUGCUUCGUGGGGUGCUAAUACUAGUUGGGGUACUGUGGCUGCUGCGCCCAAACCUCCUAUAUUAUCUGCUAAACUCCCAGCGACUUCCAAACUUUCCUGGGCCCAAAUCGCAAAACCGCAAGAGAAGCUCGUUGUAGCGUCACCUCCUGCACCAUCUGCACCAUCAGUCGUCCCUCCUGCGCCCGAACCGGUCUUUGAACACCCUCCUCUUUCACCAGUUGUCAAUGGCGAUGUAGAACCAGUAUCAGAAGGUUGGGAGGAUCCGACGACUGUUCAGCCUCCUGAAUGGGACGACGAGCCUCAACUUCAACCCCAAGCCCAACAUCAGCCUCCCGCAGACGCUUGGGUUUCCUCUCAGCCUCUGCCAACGUCGGAGCCAGAACCAGUACCUGAGCCUCCCACUUUACCAGAGGAGCCUGCUGUCCCCGCACCUGAGCCUGUGGCCGUCGUCUCGGCUCUUCCUGCUCAAAUUCAAAAGCAGGAUGCGCCCACUAGGUCCAAAUCGCCUGCGUCUUUUUCUUCCCGCCCCGCAGUUCGUGGCAAGUACAAGGGCAUUGAUCAGGCUGUUGUCAUGCCUUCGUCAACUGGUUUCAUGCCUGGCCUUGACAAAGUGGGCAUGCAGUUUGGAAGUUUGAGUCUUGGUGGAGAUGUUAUUGAGCCCACGUCCAUCGAACCUCCCGCAGCUGAACAGCAGCCAUCCCCGCAGCAGACCACGCAGCCCCUUUCACCUCCUGCGCUUCCCGCACCCGUUCAGCAACAAGAGCCUCAACAGAGCGUUCCUGCGCCUGUACCGUCUGUCGCUAGCUCUAUCGCUACUUCUCCCUCGCAGCCGAUGCUCCCUCCUUCAGUGCAGCCUGUUCUACCACCUUCACAGACAACGCAAUUCGUACCUCCCCAACCAACAGCACCAAUCCCGCAGGUACCUCAACAUGCUCUUGCACCUUCAAUGUCCCUUCCUACCCUUCCGCCGUCGAGUACCAGCUUCACUCAACAGCCUCCCUCGCAACCGCAGCACCAGCACCAGCACCAGCCGCAACACCAGCCGCAGCCGCAGCACCAACCUCAACAUCAGCCUCAACACCAACCUCAGCAUCAACCCCAGCAAUUGCCGCAGCUUCAGCCGUAUGCUGCACACUUGCACCUCGACAGCCCGCAAACGCAGUCUCAACAAUACAGCCCUGCCCAGCAGGUGCAGGCCCAGUCUGCGGCGUACUUCCGGCAAGAUGCACCGUACUUCAACGCACCAACGCCCCCUCAACAGCAGGAUUACAGUGCAUCCAUGAGUGGUGGUAUGGGUCCCUUCGGACAGAUUGGGACGCAGCAUCAGCAACACCAAUCGCAAGGGAGUCACCUUAGCGGCUUUGGAGGUAGUGAAUACUACAGUGAUAAUCAACGCGGCUUUUACGAUUCGUAUGCGCAAUCUCCAGGGUUUGGCGGCAAUCGCAAUGUCCUUGGUCAUGAUGAUGUCAAGGGUCUUCCUACCUCCCAACACCAGCACCAACAUUCGCAACCUCCCUCAUCGGUCAUCCCUCCUUCUGCGUCUCAGUCAUCGCAGCCUGCAGCGACAAGCGCACAGCAACCCUACGCACCGCCUAUGCCCUACUUUUAUCCGUAUCCUCAAAACCAGUACUAUGGUACUCCCUACAACCAAGGUUACCCUACACCCUUCGUCAAGUACCCUGCUCCUACUCCGCCAGCAAUGUUCCAGCAUCAACAUCAGCCUUCGAAACAGAAUGACGGGUUGAGUAUGGGAGCAGGCGUGCAGCGUGGAUUUGGCGGGUAUGCCGAUGACAUCGGGUACCACCAGCCCCCGCAGCAGCAGACACAAAACAACCACCAUACACCCAGCGAGAGGCAGUUGUAUGGACACGGGCAAGGGUUCUUAGGUCGUGGGGUGGCUGCACAAACCGGGUCGCCUGAGGCUUCUUAUCGCAAAGAUUCAGGGCAAGGGGUUGGCGUGCAACAACAACCUGCGGGGCGCGGUGUGCGAGGACAGUACCCCCAGGUGCAGGCUAAUUCAGAAGGCAAUUUCUAUCCAUACCAGCCGAACCGCCAAUACUGGCAGUAGAUGAAUGUGCGUUAGGCGCUUUCAGCUGGAUUUUGUACGUAUGUGUGAUAUUGUGCUUGAUACUGACGUUAUUGAGCGUUUUUUUCUUUCGCUGUUUGUGCUAGCGCUCAUGCUGUUUCUUCUUUUUACUCUUGAU
This is a messenger RNA of Suillus clintonianus, 3160 nucleotides long. RefSeq lists its product as uncharacterized. Lineage: Eukaryota; Fungi; Basidiomycota; Agaricomycetes; Boletales; Suillaceae. The transcript is spliced from 8 exons. Gene Ontology annotation, molecular function: ubiquitin binding. Gene Ontology annotation, cellular component: cytoplasm; nucleus. Bases 421 to 3024 code for a protein of 867 amino acids. The record is from RefSeq and is a predicted model, not a curated record.